AUGCUGUGCGCGAGUGGCACGCGGACAGAUGUGCCCCCUCCCCUCCUCCCCCUAAGCUGCUGCGUCCAGAGUCGGCCACAGCCAAUCACAGAGCGCAGCGCCUCUUUUGCGCUGGAGCGGUGCCUCCCAUUGGCCCGGAGCGUGCCGCUGCAGCCCGCCUCGCGUGCCAUUACAGAUCCGCCGCCGCGCUCCUCGCUCGCUUUGUUGUUUGUCCCUGCAGGGCUGAUUGCGCAGCGCGUGACUGACGGCCCGCGGGGGUGUUGUCCAAUCAGCAGCCUGCCCCGCGCCCAAUGGUUUUCGGCUUGGUUAAUGAUGCCUGCAGAUACAAUGGAGAAGCAGACCGCAUCACCCAUUGCUGGUGCCCCUGCGUCUGUAUCACAUACUCCGGACAAACCCAAAAACGCCAGCGAACACAGAAAGUCGUCCAAACCCAUCAUGGAGAAACGCCGCAGAGCUCGCAUCAACGAGAGCCUGGGUCAGCUCAAGACCCUCAUCCUGGACGCUCUCAAAAAAGAUAGCUCCCGACACUCUAAACUGGAGAAAGCGGACAUCCUGGAGAUGACCGUCAAGCACCUGCGAAACCUGCAGCGCGUUCAGAUGAGCGCAGCUCUCUCGACUGAUGCCACGGUUUUGAGCAAAUAUCGUGCUGGUUUCAACGAGUGCAUGAACGAGGUGACGCGCUUCUUAUCCACCUCUGAAGGGGUGAACACAGAGGUGCGCUCCCGGCUCCUGGGACACCUGUCCGGCUGCAUGGGACAGAUGAUGUACCCGCAGCAGGCCCCAUCUCAGCAGCACAUUGCACAGCCCCUCCACGUCCAGCUGCCCUCCACUCUUCCCCUCAGCGGCUCUAAACUCAGCCCCGCAGAGGCCGCUUGUCCGAAAGUCUUGGGUGGUUUCCAACUGGUGCCCGCAAGUGAUGGACAGUUUGCCUUCCUCAUCCCCAGUCCGUCUCCCGUUAUACCGCUCUACGCAAACACAGGGCCCGUGGCUGUGAACGCCAGCCCGGUGCAUGGCAGCUCCCUGCCUCCAACAGCUUCCCCGGUCCACGGCAUGACGUCCUUCUCCGGUGCUCCACAGGCAGUCAGCCCGGUGAGCGUCAGCACCGGCUCUGAGAGCAGCGAGCCCGUGUGGCGGCCCUGGUGA
Knipowitschia caucasica is the source of this 1143-nucleotide messenger RNA. The record is from the annotation of a GenBank genome assembly. NCBI's taxonomy places the organism in Eukaryota, Metazoa, Chordata, Actinopteri, Gobiiformes, Gobiidae.